Ilex paraguariensis (yerba mate) is the source of this 1102-nucleotide messenger RNA. The record is from the annotation of a GenBank genome assembly. Lineage: Eukaryota; Viridiplantae; Streptophyta; Magnoliopsida; Aquifoliales; Aquifoliaceae.
CGAAACCCUAGAUUGAGAGAAGAAAGAGAACCAAAAAUGGCGAUUUCUGGAGAUUUCAGAGUAUCUGCUGCGUUGGUUCCUUAUCCUAUGAACCCUCUUCGAAGCUGUUCGCCUCCUUCCAAGUUGGAUUAUAUUCUUUCCCUUAAUGGAGGAUCCAGUGGUUCCGAUGUCAUGCCCAAAUGGUCCCGUGCAGUAUUGGAUAGCAAUAGCAUGCACUGCCAUUCUAAACGACCUCUUGGGAUCACUGCAGCAUACAAGCUGUCCACAAAUUCCAUUAGCCAGGAAGCUGAGAGCUUCCUUCUUGAUGCCAUUAACAUGAGCUUCUUUGAGCGUUUGAACUUGGCUUGGAAGAUCAUGUUCCCGUCACCUACUUCAAGAAGGAACUCAAAUGCAAAGAUUGCCAAGCAACGGUUGAAGAUGAUUCUCUUUUCAGACCGAUGUGCCGUUAGUGAUGAGGCGAAACAGAAGAUAGUGAGCAACAUCGUGAGAGCCCUAUCAGAUUUUGUGGAGAUAGAAUCGCAAGAUAAAGUUCAACUGAGUGUCUCUACAGAUCCAGGUCUCGGAACUGUUUACUCUGUCACAGUGCCUGUGCGGCGGGUGAGACCAGAAUAUCAAGAUGAGGAUGAAUUUGGAACAAUAACAAAUAUUGAGUACAAAGAUACUGGGGAAAGUUCUGGUUCUGUUGAUGUCACGUUUGAUUUCUAUGUUUCCGACGGUAUGUGAAAUCAGGUUAUGCCUGAGUUUAAGCUUGAAAAGGUGAUAAAAAGGAGAAAAGAGAGAAAAAAAAUUUGUUUCCCUGGUAAUGAGAAAUUAUUACCUCAGGUAAUACGGAGUUCUUCUGUAAGAUGUUUGGGCAUCUAACAGUUGGAAUGACCUUUUAGUCUUGUAUAUAUUUGAGAUUUCUUGUUAGAUAGUUUAGAUUUGCAAGUAUGGAAACUUUUACUUGGAAUGAGUUUUGUGGUGACAUUUCAUCGUGCAUAUAUCGUGGAAACUUUUAAUUUUUGCAUCAUGGGUUCAGAUCUUGGCAAUUUUGGGUUUAGUCCAUAUGUCAUCUUCUGCAAGGUUAUUUUAUAGAGGCAGAGCUAUUAUUUGUGGGUUUUAC